Molecule: messenger RNA, 453 nt
Organism: Penicillium lagena
Lineage: Eukaryota; Fungi; Ascomycota; Eurotiomycetes; Eurotiales; Aspergillaceae
Product: mitochondrial import receptor subunit TOM22
Exons: 3
Coding region: 1-453 (150 amino acids)
Biological process (GO): intracellular protein transport
Cellular component (GO): mitochondrial outer membrane
Source: RefSeq, a predicted model, not a curated record
AUGGUCAAGCUUGAGGAGUUUGAGGACGAGCACUUCAGCACGGAGAGGCCCACUGGCACCAAGAAUGAUGCUCUUCUAGUCUCUGAUGAUGAGGACUACAGCGACACCGAAUCUGAAAUCUCCAAUGACUCCGACGUCGAACUCGAGGGCGAGUCAAUCUUCGACCGCGUCUCCGCCCUGAAAGACAUGAUCCCGCCCUCCACCCGCCGAACCGUCUCUAGCUCUGUCUCCUCGCUCACCUCCUUCACCAAGGCCGGUCUGUCCUUCAGCGGCAAGGCUCUCUGGAUUAUCAGCACCAGUGCUUUCCUGAUCGGUGUGCCUUGGGCACUGGCUUAUGCCGAGGAGGAGCAGUAUAUCCAGAUGGAGCGGGAGCAGGGCAUGAUCCGUGGUGCCAAUGAGAUGCUCACCCCUGGCGCCGAGCCGGAGAAGAAGGAGGCCGAAGCCACUCUGUAA